CUCCAACUUAUCCCCAUGGGCAAGUCCGGCGCCCGAAAGAAGAAGCCGUCCCCCGCCGCCGCCCCCGUCCCCACCGCCACCGCCAAAUCGCCUCCGGUCGCAGCCGAGCAGAAGGCUCCGCCGUCCGCGCCCCCCGCAGCGAACGGGGCGGCGCCGCACGAGCUCCCGCUGGCCCCGGCCGUGCUCCUGCGCAGCGCGCACGAGCUCAAGGAGGAGGGCAACCGCCUCUUCCAGGCGCGCGACUACCCGGGCGCGCUGCGCCAGUACGAGCUCGCGCUCCGCCUCGCCCCGCGCGGCCACCCGGACCGCGCCGUCUUCCACAGCAACCGCGCCGCCUGCCUCCUCCAGCUCCGCCCCGUCGACCACAGGGCCGUCGCCGACGAGUGCUCCCUCGCGCUCCAGGCCGAGCCGCGCUUCCCGCGGGCGCUCCUCCGCCGCGCCCGCGCGCUCGACGCGCUCGGCCGCUACGACCUCGCGCUCGCCGACACCCUCGCGCUCCUCGCCCUCGACCCCGACCACCGCGACGCCCUCGACCUCGCCCACCGCCUACGCUCCCGCAUCUCCACCUCCCCCAACACCUCCACCCACGAGCCCACCAGCCGCCCCUCCCCCGCCGCCCUUGGCGCCUCCGCCGUCGUGGCCGGCCUUGGCCCAUCCCUCCCCUCCCGCCCCUUCCCCAAGAAACAGUCGCCUCCCUCACCUCCACCUGCGCAGCAGCAGCAACCAACUCCACCAGCCAUGUCUAAAUUCAAUCCCUCGCCAGCGCCCAAGCUGGUGCCUUUCUCCAACUCCCCGUCAUCCUCUGCCAAGGCUUCAGCUGCCGACAUUUCCCAGAAGACCGUGCCGGCACUCUCAGUGCCCUCAUCCCAACCAGCGACGCGGACGGCGCUCAUCGACAGGAAGGUUGUGACCAGAUGGAGGCCUCUCAAGCUGGUGUAUGGCCAUGACAUUAGGCUCGGGCAGAUGCCAGAAAAAUGCACCUUCCAGACGCUCCGGGAAGUUGUCUCUAAGCGGUUCCCGUCAUCCAAGGCUGUGCUGAUAAAGUAUAAAGAUGCCGAUGGGGAUCUAGUUACCAUCACUUGCACGGCAGAGCUCCGGUUGGCCGAGGCUUGUGGUGUUGGCGCCGGUGUAGCAGAAGCUGAUAAUAAGCUCCCUACGUUGAGGCUGCACGUUGUUGAAGUAAGCCCAGAGCAGGAGCCUGCUCUGCCAAUAGAGGAGAUCAAGCUGGAGGAGGAGGAGGAGGAAGAGUUGUUGGUCGCCGCUGAAGAUAGCUCUUCACAUAUUUCUGCAGAGGUGACCAAUGCCGAGGUGGCAAAGCCAGCUCUGGAGAACGGAGUUGCUGAACAGAGCACUCUGGCAGGGAAGAAAGAUUGUGGCCAUUCCGAGUGCAAGGAAGCUGAGAUUGAUGAUUGGCUGCUUCAGUUUGCAGAGCUGUUCCGGAACCAGGUUGGGAUUGAUGCUGAUGCGCAUCUGGACCUUCAUGAACUGGGAAUGGAGCUGUGUUCCGAAGCACUCGAGGAAACGGUCACCAGCGAGGAGGCCCAAUCCCUUUUUGAGAUGGCUGCAGCGAAAUUCCAGGAGGUCGCCGCCCUGGCAUUAUUUAACUGGGGAAAUGUGCAUAUGUGCGCAGCAAGGAAGCGCAUCCCUCUUGAUGAAUCUUCUCCAAAGGAAAUCAUGUCUGCUCAGCUCCGCACAGCUUACGAUUGGGUGCGCGAGAGGUAUGCUCUUGCAGGGCACAAGUACGAGGAGUCCCUGAAAAUCAAGCAAGACUUCUAUGAAGGCCUUCUUGCUCUAGGCCAGCAACACUUUGAGACUGCAAAGCUUCAUUGGUCGUUUGCAUUGGCAGACAAGGUUGACCUGUCUAUCUGGGAUUCUUCAGAGACAUUCAAGCUUUUUGAUAGUGCUGAGGAGAAAAUGAGGGCUGCAACAGACAUGUGGGAGAAAGUGGAAGAACAGAGAAUGUUAGACUUAAAAACACCUGGCGCGAGUGACAAGGAUGAGGUAUUGAAGAAAAGAAGAAAACAACACAGUGCAGAUGGUCAAGGGGAGUUGACACCAGAUGAGGCAGCUGAGCAGGCAGCGGUAAUGAGGCAACAGAUCCACCUAUUCUGGGGCAAUAUGCUUUUUGAGCGCUCUCAAGUGGAAUUCAAACUUAGUGUUGGUGAUUGGAAGAAGAAUCUCGAUGCUUCUGUCGAAAGGUUUAAGCUGGCUGGAGCUUCAGAAUCAGAUAUCUCCACAGUGCUCAAGAAUCAUUUUUCAAACGCAGUCUCUGAGUCCGGAGAGAAGAAUGUCGCACCUUCAGGCACAGAAAGCUCCCAAACAAGCGAAAACAUCGAUGAUGAGUCUGUUGUUGAAAGCUAAGUUCUCAUUGUUUUAAGCUAAGGUGAAAGCGAUGCGUCACGUAUUCUAUUGUUUGGUAGGACUUAUUUGUUCUUGAUAACAUCUUCAUGGUGUUGUAUCAUGAUCACCAGUUUAGAGAUGAUUAUCAUACUGAGUUUUUUAUAUGCAGAACUAGUGUGGACUUCACAUGAACAUCUUGAUAAUUGAUUCGUCUUAUCUUAAUAUUUCUUGAUGAAUUUCUUGAGCCAGUUAUUGGAUA
Lolium rigidum is the source of this 2599-nucleotide messenger RNA. Its product is annotated as protein CLMP1. Gene Ontology annotation, molecular function: protein binding. NCBI's taxonomy places the organism in Eukaryota, Viridiplantae, Streptophyta, Magnoliopsida, Poales, Poaceae. The record is from RefSeq and is a predicted model, not a curated record. Bases 16 to 2361 code for a protein of 781 amino acids. The transcript has a single exon.